UUCGUCUUCUUUCUUCCUUUUCUCACACGAGCACAGUAAGAUAGAGAGAGUCGGAGAGACUGAGGGAGGAGAGAAAUAGAGAGAUGAGACCGAGAGAGAACCGAGAGAUGUGAGAGCCGAGAGAUGCUGAGAGAGAGAUGAGAUCGGGAGAGUUGAGGGAGAUGGAGUCCGAUCCUCCGAUGGGUGGCGCCGACGAGACCAGAGGACGCCGGCGACGCGAUCUCCGGUGAGCCCUUGAACCAGAGAUGACCCGGGAGAGAGAGAACCCGAAACCUGUGCAACCCAUGGCCAAGUGACCCGAGACCCGUGAGGACCCGAUCCUCCAUGAUCGGUGGCCGGGACUGAAAUCCGGCGAUGGAGGAGCUUCGGCGGAACCCAGGGGCUUGAACCCGCGACCCAUGAGCCCAGAAAAUUUGAGAACCCGUGACCGUGACCCGUGCGACCCGCAACCCGCCAGACCCGAGAAGAAGACCCGGUUCUUCAAAGUGAUUUUCGGCGACUUUUCCGACGGAAUCAACGGCUUUUUCCGGUGGAUUUGUUGAGGAAAAUCCCCAAGGAUCGUGUUAUAAUUGGAGACUUCAAUGGGUUCUCCAAUGUAGAGUUUGAGUUGGAGUCUAAUGCAGCUGAGGAUCCUUGAAGUAGCUAGGCUGGAACUUCACUAUAGGAAAAUAAAAUCAAAGCAAGUUUCGCUUUCAAAAAAACAACUUUAGGAGGUUAAGAAAGAACAAGAAACAUGACCAAAAUAUGGCUGUAAACAGUGGAGAUACAGAUAUUGAUACAGUUGAUGUCGAACGCUUGGCAUCUUCAAUAGAACAUAUGAUGUCCCAAGAUUUGUUCAUGUCAUCUAAGCGUUGCAUCUUCAAAACACCCAUCGCACUCUACAGGUAUAAUGAAAAAGCUUAUAUCCCUGAUGCAUUUUCAAUUGGGCCUUUCCACCAUGGUUGCCCAAACUUGAAAUCUACAGAAACAAUUAAAGCCAAGUAUUUACUAGGCCUUAUCUCUCGAUCACGCUUUCCAAAUACAAUGCUGAAAGAUUUCAUCAAUACCAUCAAUGCUUUGGUGAGAGAGGCUCGGGAAUAUUAUGCUGGACCGAUCGAAUAUAACCGAGAAGAAUUUGUGAAAAUUUUGGUAAUUGAUGGUUGCUUUAUGAUUGAGCUAUUCUGCAGGAAUGCUUCCAAGCAGCUUAGAGAAGAAAAUGACCCUAUUUUUAGCAUGUCUAGUAUGCUUCAAGUUCUAGGCCAUGACUUGAUAUUGCUAGAAAACCAAGUACCUUGGAUGGUGCUUGAGCAUUUGUUCAGCAUGUUCACGGCCCCUGUAAGCGAUAUGACCCUAAUUGAACUUGCCAUUGCAUUCUUUUGUGAUAUUUACGCAUUCACGCGGCCUACUAGAUCUGAUCAUCUUCGAGACAUCAAACAUAUUCUUGACCUAGUCAAAAAAGGGAUGCUUUCAUCCAUUGAAGUAGACGAAGAAAAGAUACCGCAAUUAGGAUGGGAACUCGUACCUUCUGCUACACGUCUCGUAGAGGCUGGAAUCAAACUCCGAAAGAGUAGGUCCAAAAAUAUGUUGGACAUAAAAUUUGAAAAAGGUGUCCUCGAAAUUCCUCCAGUAAGAAUUCAUGAGACCACAGAAACAGUUUUUAGGAAUCUCAUCAGCUAUGAGCUAUGUUACCCCAACAGUGACGAUAGGAUCACUUCCUAUGCCAUACUUCUGGACAACCUCAUUGACACUGUUAAGGACGUGGAGAUACUCUCUGAAAAUGGCAUUGUUUGUAACUGGUUGAAUCCAGAGGAUGCGGCCCGAUUCUUCAACAAGCUUUACCACAGAACUUGUGUCGUGAACCAGUACUAUCACGGAAAGCUUUGCAUGCAAGUGAAUGAAUAUUGUGAAAAGAGAUGGCCAAGAUGGCGUGGAAUGCUUGUGCGCAACUAUUUCAACACUCCAUGGGUUGGUCUUUCAACAUUUGCCGCUGUUAUCCUUUUGAUCCUCAACUCCGUACAAACUUGGUAUAGUAUUAGAUGAUGCAGCAAGUUAUCAGCAAGCCCACUCCAUCCUCUUUGCAGCACAGCAAGCACCUCUGCAACAAGUCAUCAACCACUCCCAUGCCGGCACCCAUUCUUCUCCACCCAUACCUACCUGUAUUUUCCCUUAGUUUUUCCUUUUGUCUUUUGGUUCUUACCCUUCUCUUAAGUCUAUAUAUAUUAGACUAUUUUGUAGUCCUUACUGUCCUUUGGCUUACCUGUGUUCUUCUCUUGAUCUUCCUCUUGACUUAUCUGUUUCUGUAAUUCUCUUUAUUUUCUAAUAUAUAGCAUGAAAAGUUAAGUAUUUACAA
Molecule: messenger RNA, 2329 nt
Organism: Alnus glutinosa
Lineage: Eukaryota; Viridiplantae; Streptophyta; Magnoliopsida; Fagales; Betulaceae
Product: UPF0481 protein At3g47200-like
Exons: 4
Coding region: 745-2019 (424 amino acids)
Source: RefSeq, a predicted model, not a curated record